This is a messenger RNA of Phytophthora infestans T30-4, 390 nucleotides long. RefSeq lists its product as uncharacterized. The transcript is spliced from 2 exons. Lineage: Eukaryota; Oomycota; Peronosporomycetes; Peronosporales; Peronosporaceae. The record is from RefSeq and is a predicted model, not a curated record. The annotation marks the transcript as partial.
CUUUCGCGUGAUUUCUGCUUGACGAAUCUUUCAAACUUCAGUGACAACUUUUACGAGACUGGUUCGUUGGAUGAAAAGCAAGCAGCUUGGAACGUGUCUCAGACGUUGUCAGUACAGUUCCCCGAGCUUGCUGCUCACGACUUUGGUCUUGAGCUCGGACAGUUCAAGCGUGUUUUGGUGAUCGAUGAAGUGUCCGAUAAGAACAGGAAGGUCCCAGACGCCGCCAAUGCACGAGUUCUGACCUCCAUGCUGAAGAAAUCGCCUAAGCUGUCCGGUGGUUAUGAAAAUGUGCUGAUCACGCAGGGCGGUGAGACGGUCUUCUAUGGCCCCGCGAAGUUCAUCAUUCGGCUCUUCCAAGAGUUUGGAAGCAAACCUGAAAUCUGUUCCUAA